Molecule: messenger RNA, 6444 nt
Organism: Hipposideros armiger (great roundleaf bat)
Lineage: Eukaryota; Metazoa; Chordata; Mammalia; Chiroptera; Hipposideridae
Gene: CACUL1
Product: CDK2 associated cullin domain 1
Exons: 9
Coding region: 402-1547 (381 amino acids)
Biological process (GO): positive regulation of protein kinase activity; G1/S transition of mitotic cell cycle
Molecular function (GO): protein kinase binding
Source: RefSeq, a predicted model, not a curated record
GCCUCUCUGUCCUAUUGCGUGGGAGUGACUCAGAGCUCCCGUCCCUUUUCGCUAGGCUUUCUCGCUGCUUAGUCCUCGCACCACGUGGCCCUCCUGGCCACGCCCCCCCCCGCUGCCCUUUCCAACCGCCUGUUGGAAGCUGCUGUAAAAUGUCGUGAGGGGCGCUGCCGCUUUACGGUUGCCUCUCCCAGACCAGAGCCCGGGAGCGCCCACCGCCGUCAAUCCUGUCUGUAAGAGUCGGCCUGGCGGAGAGUGAGAGACCCGGCGCUCCGCUGCCCUCCCCGCCGCGCCCGUUCCGGCCCCCGGCGAUGUGAGCUCGAGGAGGCUCCGGUGCCCCCUGGGCCGGGGUUGAGACGAGCGGCAGGUGCCUGUGAGGCGGGUGGGUGCUGGGGGCCAGCAGGAUGGAGGAAAGCAUGGAAGAGGAGGAGGGGGGCAGCUACGAGGCGAUGAUGGAUGACCAGAACCAUAACAACUGGGAGGCCGCUGUGGACGGCUUCCGGCAGCCCCCGCCGCCCCCGCCGCCCCCCUCGUCGAUCCCAGCCCCUGCCCGGGAGCCUCCGGGGGGACAGCUGCUGGCGGUGCCCGCGGUCUCGGUGGACAGGAAGGGCCACAAGGAGGGGCUCCCGAUGGGGCCGUCGCCACCGCCGGAGGCCAAUGGGGUGAUCAUGAUGUUGAAGAGCUGCGACGCGGCCGCUGCCGUGGCCAAGGCGGCCCCCGCCCCCACCCCCAGCUCCACCAUCAACAUCAACACCUCCACCUCCAAGUUCUUGGCUGACAGUUGGCUGUGGCUCUUCACGUGCCGUCUCAUUCUGAGGAGAAGCUCUUUCCUGGAUCCUGGGCGUUCUUGGCAGAGGCGAAGAGAAGAGGGGAUAGAAACACAACGGCUUUUACAGCUUCUGCUCAGAUGUAGCAUAUGUCACAUCUGCUCGUAUUGUGUGUAUAAAUGUGUAUGCCAGCAGCACUCGGAACAGAUGUAUAGUGAUCUGAUUAAAAAGAUAACUCAUCACUUAGAGAGAGUCUCAAAGGAGCUGCAGGCCAGCCCUCCGGACGUCUACAUUGAAAGGUUUAAUGUGGCUCUUGGACAGUAUAUGGGAGCGCUGCAGAGUAUCGUGCCUCUUUUCAUAUAUAUGAAUAAGUUUUACAUCGAAACCAAGCUUAACAGAGACUUAAAAGAUGACCUUAUAAAGCUGUUUACGGAACACGUUGCAGAAAAGCACAUUUACAGCCUAAUGCCUUUACUUUUAGAAGCCCAGUCAACACCAUUUCAGGUCACACCUUCAACUAUGGCAAAUAUUGUGAAAGGCCUGUACACUCUCAGACCAGAGUGGGUUCAAAUGGCUCCAACUCUAUUUUCUAAAUUUAUUCCAAACAUUCUUCCUCCGGCGGUGGAAUCUGAGCUUUCUGAAUAUGCUGCUCAAGAUCAGAAACUUCAAAGAGAACUUAUACAGAAUGGUUUUAUGAGAGGUGACCAGUCCCGCAAGAGAGCUGGGGAUGAGUUGGCUUAUAACAGCUCAUCAGCAUGUGCAAGUUCCAGAGGGUACAGAUAGUGAAUGUAUUGAAUGUACUUUCCUUCCUGAAAAAAGGACACACUGGAGCUGCAAAGACUGUGUUCAGAGCACAGCGGGGGCCUGCACUUAGGCUCUGCCACAAAGCUGGUCUUGGAAGAGGAUGGUGGACUUCUUACUUUGGUUUGUAAUUUUAAAAAACAAAAAACUAACAUGCAAAAACACAAACACAGUCAGUUGCUGCUAGACUUGGGGAUCAUUUUGAAACGGGGCAAUCUUUUAAUGCGUUUAUCUGCAGAUUCCGUGAGGAACAAGCAUCUUGGAAAGUGACCAUUGCUAAAUAAAACCCAGCAGCCCAACUCAGCAGCUUCCUCCAAAAGUAUAAAAGCAGAAGAAUCUUUUUUGUUUUUUUAAGCACUUGUUUUGUUCAUUUGUGGACUUGGCACUUCAGCAUAUUGGUUUCACACAUCAAGAUACCGUUUGCUUUAAAACCAAGCGGAUCAUUACAAUCCAGUAUUUUUCACCCAUAACCAAAAUAAACCCCUUUAGAAAAGAGUUGGUCUUUGAUUACCAUUAGACAGUCUUGUUAAAGGAAAAUGCUAACUCUGCUUUUGCUAUAACUUUUCCCCCAUCAGUCCACAACUUUUUUCUACUCUGUGCCUUGAGCUUUGUGCACUUUGCAACUCUGUGACCAUGUUGUCAAAUUCACAAACGCUUCCUGACAAAGUGUAUGGUGUCACGGACUAACCCGCCAACAUGGCAGGUCUGACUUCAAAGCAGGAUGCUAAAUAAGUGGGGAAGUAGACACACAUUGCACACUGGUCAGAUUCCCCCUGCCUCACCAUGACAUACUCAUGUUAAUGUUGGGGACCAACUCUUGUAGAACAUUUCCAUUCCCUCUAUCACCUAACACGAUUUCACUGGCUGCCGUGGUAUCAGCAUCAUGUUUAGAGGUGGCCGGGACUUGAGCACUAAAGCUCCCUUUUUAAUAUUGUUGAGAAUUAUCCAACAGUAAAAGCUGGUUCCUGGGAUGCUCUAGGAAGCAGAUAUGGUUAUUAAAUCCAAAUAUAAUCAGUGGUGUGGGAUCCCUGAUCCAUUUCAUUUGAAAUAAGUAAGAUAAGUACUUAAAAAAAAGGUCUGCAGUCUGUCUUUUAAACGCUGUGUUUGAGUGUGAUAGAGAAGGCCAGCACUGCCGUAGGAGGCGUGCUCUCAGCGGCGGCAAAGCUGACUCCUGUUUUCUACGCCCACAGUGCAGUUUAGCUCCUUAUAAAAGACUCUGAAGCUUAUUCUGGUUGUUGUUGAAAGGCAAAGAAAAAUAGGGAGAUGUGGCAAGCAAAAACCAUUUUUUCCCCUCAGUUUUGCUUGAAUCUAACUUGAGCGUAUGCUUGAGUCUAUUGGGGAAUGUCAGAUUAAUAUUUACCUCUUUAGAGAACUUGGAGCAGAAAAGAAGACAUAUCAGAGAUACUGUCCCACUUUGCAAGUUUUCCAUAAGAGUUGCCUCUGCCAAUUCAGUUUGUCCUUUUUGGGGGGCGGGGGGGGCGGGGGAUCUUGGGAGCAAGUACGUCAUCUAAUAGAAGUCCUAUAUUUGUAAGCGUACUAUUCAGAGAAGUACAAGUAAAGGUUGUCAGAUUUAUUUUUUUAAGUACUUAUCGAGCAGAGUGGGUGGGUUUUGUGGAGAACUUGAAUUAGACUCAUUUAACUCUGUGAGCAUCUUAGAUUAUAUUGAUAAACACUGAAAUACUGUAAGAAUACCUGCAGGUUCUCAUUAUGCCCUGUGCAGUUUGAUUUGCUACACAAGUAACGUUCUAGUAUCGAGGAAAAAUUCCGUUUUAUCAUGAAGUCCAAAUUUUACUCUUCUUAACAGAAUGCUUGCUGCAGGCUUAUCAAUAGCACUUGCAGCUGAAGUCGCUCCCGAGGGGUUUUAAUAAUAUUUCCGAAAGGAAUAAAAUUGGAAUGUUUCUUUAAAUGUGGAAGAAUGCUUCAGUAUUUUAAUAAUAUACCCAAAUGCUUUUUCUGGGAGAGACAUUUCUUCUUUGGCCAACAGUGGACUUUUCCCUCUAAAAGCAUUAUAUUAUGAUGUGAAUUGGCAUUAAAAUGUUUGGAUGUUUUUGUAUUAUUAAGUUAAUGGAGAAAUAUUGUACAUUGUCUUCUUUUUGUUACUAUAUAUGUGUUAACAAAAAGCAGAGUAAAGAUGGCAAGAUUUAGUUUCUCUGAAUGUUUGCGCAGUGACGCAGCCAGCUGGGUCAGGGCUUGGUGCUGCACGUGGAAAGAACGCGCUCGUCCUCCUGCGCUUGUGACCUGGUGGUCAGUGUUUUUACCCCUUGAGAUACGCUGCAGGAUGAAGAACCGGUUUCUUUAUUUCAAGUCAAAAUUGACCUUGCUUAUUUUAAUCGGGAUUCUCAACAAAAUUCUUAGUUUGCAACAUGAGAGGGAACAAGGUCUGUCCUCCGUUUUGUGUUGACUCAGCUCUGUCUGGAGCAAGUGCUCUCGACCCCUGUUCGGUUGGACUCCUGCCAGGACAGCAGACAGUUUCUCCACGCCCGUUAAAUACUGGCUUGUGGGGCCCAGGUCACUGAAGACAGCAAAUCGUACACACGCUCGAUUUGGCUAAACUGCUGGUGUGUGUGUGCAGCCUGAAUCAAGACCCUCCAAAAGACAGCUGGGUCCGUCACCUUGAGGUAAUGACGAGUCAGAGUAUAAGGAGGCGCUCAUGGUUUUGUGAGUCGGUACUUAUUUCCAAGGUUGGCCUGAAUCUUCAGUUACAGUGUCAUCUUAUGUCCUCUGUUGUCAUAGCUGCACCCUAGCCCAACCGGACCUGCUCCUUUGUUUCCUGCGGGGCAGAAAGCAAAGCCUGGUAUAGUGACUCCAAAGCUAAUAGUUCUUAGGUCGAGUUGGUGAGAAGAAACACAAACCUGGAUGCGUGAGUUGUGCAUUAUUACAUUUUAUGGAAACAUUACCCCUCCCCUCCCGUCCCCUGUCCCCCAUCCCCCGUCCUCCAUCCCUUUUACAAGUUUGAGGCAGUUCCCCUCCGUUUCUUCGGGGUAGAGGAUGAAACCCAUUUGUGAGUGAGAUUGCAGGACACAGGCCCACAGCCACAAUGCUGCCCUUGCAUCUCCAUCCUGCAGCCCUGUAAGGCUGCCCCUCCCCUUGCUUUCUGUCGGGUUGCAAAUUUGCACACAAAGAAUUCCUCAGGAAGAGUUUGCACCUGCAUCACCUCGCAAUAUUCUGUACUGACCCCUAAGGGAUUUGAAAGUCCUUCAGCACAAAAGGAGAACUUCGGAGUGGUGGUCUGUGCACGUGUACUAGCAAAGGUAGUGGUGAUCUAGCAAACACAACCAGUUUCUGCAGGUAUGAAGUGAGCAGAGACACCUGUACCAUAGUAUUUAAAUAAGCCACUUCAUCUCCCAGAGUAACCCGCCCGGAUCUGUCGUCGUCUUACUGAGGCUGGCUGUGUUCUGUUUUAUUACAAUUAUGUCCAUGAUUAUUACGCAAGAGGUAUUGCCCUUGAGCUAGAAGUCAAUUGUUUAAUAAGCAGCUAUUAAAAUAACGGAACAUUGUUUUAUGAACAUACACUGAUCUGAGAUACGAAAAACUUUACAACUAAAAACUAACAUUAAAAGCCUACAUUAGCUAUCCAGUCAGUAUUUGGAUGUUUUGAGCUGAUUUUUUUAUGGUGUUUCAUUGAGUUUCAGAGUGUGAUGUUUACUUUACUCCAGGUCUGGACCUCUUAAGGGAACUUUAAAAUUUAAGAUAUGAAUGUGAAUCUCUUGACUGAUGCCUAUAAGAGGGUUUUAGGACCUUGUUGGUUGUGAUCACUGUUUUCAAUAAGAUUGCAUAAGAUGAAAUUCAUGUUUAUCAGAAGUUAAAAUAGAGGACAGAGUAGUUCAUGGAGAAAUGGCUUUCCUGUGACUUCCAUUAGCUUGUUGAAACAUGCCCGUUUCUGGCCACCAGUAUAUGUGAAAGGACUCCUAUUCCUUUUCAAAGGAGAUUAUUUCUCUUCUGUCCCUACUGUUUGGUAACUGAGUCAUUGCACCUUCCCUCCUACACUGGCCGGGACCCUGUUUUGAGUGUCUUUCCAGAGCUGAGUGGCACAAGUAUCUAUACUCUCUCUGCUUAUGUUGAUGGAGUGGCUGUGGGAGGAUUGACGAAAACACUAAGCAGAGACGCCUUCUUCCAGGACCCGGGUAUAUGUACCUCUGCUGGAUAGAAACUCGCUUUGUUUCUGGUUGGACUGGAUUGUUCAGAAAAGUGUUAAUGGCUUACAAUUCUGGGAAGUUUGUAGCGUGGCUCUAAGUUGAAUUCUGUGGUUUGAGAAAAAUAAAUAUUUUGUAUUGAUUCCCACAUGUCAUUUCAGUGUUGUGACUGUGUACUGAAUGCAAUAAGAUUGUAGAUGCUCUCUUAGAAGGGUAUGUUUUUUAAAACAGAUGGCAAUUUAAUUGCUCUCAUUAGUCCUGUUUGUCAAUAUUACAGCCAUGCAAUUCAGGAGAAAUUAUUCAAAUGUGAAGUGGUGAGGAGCUGUGGCAGUCAUGCUUAUGAAUAAAGGGAAGGUCACAUGCAAACAAGAGGCCUUGUCACCCACCAGCACAGCCAGAGCAAGGCUGAAGCAAUGAAAUCUAGUCCCUGGUGGUGCUUGUUUGUUGGAAAGCAUAGUGGGGCUUAGAACAGGGCGUUCUGUACGUCAGCUUUUUUAUUAAUCCCAGAAAAACAAUAUGGUGGAUGAAAUUCUUAUUGACCUGGGAUUCAAAUCCACUGACUUUGGCUCUGACCUUUAACUCUUGAAGGUUUUGAAUCAGUCCUUCUGUAUUAGGGUGUAAACCAUCGCUUUGAAAACAUUGUGGUUAAUGAAAUAAAUCUUGUACAGAUGUCCUUGGCCUUGUUAUGUUGAUACCUGGUUUACUGGAACUUUGUUGUAAUACAGAACAUGAUGAUUUUGCUUAUA